CACUAUUUUCUUCACCAAUCCCCACCAUCUUCAUCUCAGCCUCAUUGCUCCGGCAUUCACUCUCUUCCACUUGCCACUUUUGGCUCGUUAUCUCACUCUGAUCAUUUUAAGCUCUUCUCAACUCGUGGUGAUCGAUCAAACCAAAGUUUUCAUCUUUUAUUGGCUUCUGGGGUGUUUCUGCUUCUCAUUCUUCUAAUAAUAGAAUCCUUUCUGAUCCGGGAAUUGCUGAGUUUGGCCUCCGAUCUGGGGCUUUCUUUUGUUUAUGUCACUCUUGUGAAAAGUCAUUCCUUCCCUUUUACAUAAAGCCGAGUUAGCGGUAAACCAUUUUUCCAAGAUUCCUCUAUUUUGCAUUUAGAGCAAUAAGAGUCUCUGUAAACUAGUUUGCACAUUCAAAUAUGGAUUCUUGCUGUGCGACUCUGAAGGCUAAUGCCCUUCCGGCUGAAGUCAGAGGAGGGGGUUUGAAGAACCAAGGUAGUAGCUUUUGGGGUGAGAGUAUCAGGAGGAGUAUAAAAGGCAGAGAUUUGAAUACCAAGUUGUUCAAAAGCUUGAAAUCUGAAAGAAAGAUUAAGCCCGGUGUGGCACACUCUAUUCUUACCUCUCCUCAUAUCACCCAAGAAAAUGCGACUUUUAAGGAACCAUUAUUUGAGACUCAAAAGGCUGACCCAAAGAAUGUUGCUUCUAUCAUUUUGGGUGGAGGUGCUGGAACUCGACUGUUUCCACUCACCAGCAGAAGAGCCAAGCCUGCGGUUCCAAUCGGAGGGUGUUACAGGCUUAUUGAUAUCCCAAUGAGUAAUUGCAUCAACAGUGGCAUCAAAAAGAUAUUUAUACUUACACAAUUCAACUCUUUCUCGCUCAAUCGCCACCUUGCUCGUACUUACAAUUUUGGAGAUGGUAUGAAUUUUGGAGAUGGGUUCGUGGAGGUUUUGGCCGCCACACAAACACCAGGAGAAGCUGGGAAAAAAUGGUUUCAAGGAACAGCUGAUGCUGUAAGACAAUUUGUAUGGGUGUUUGAGGACGCUAAGAACAAAAAUGUCGAGCAUAUAGUGAUAUUAUCCGGGGAUCACCUCUAUCGGAUGAACUAUCUAGAUUUUGUGCAGAAACAUAUUGACACAAAUGCUGACAUUACAGUUUCAUGCAUACCCAUGGAUGAGACCCGCGCAUCAGAUUACGGUCUUAUGAAAAUUGACCAGUUCGGUCGUAUAGUCCAAUUUGCUGAGAAACCUAAAGGCAUCGAUCUAGAAGCAAUGCAAGUUGAUACCACUGUACUAGGGCUUUCUGAGCUUGAUGCCAUGAAAAAUCCUUAUAUUGCAUCAAUGGGUGUUUAUGUCUUUAGAACUGAGGUCCUGCUAAACCUAUUAAGAUUUAGCUACCCAUCUUCCAAUGAUUUUGGGUCUGAGAUUAUUCCAGCAGCUGUGAGGAGCCACAAUGUCCAGGCAUUUUUAUUCAAUGACUAUUGGGAGGAUAUUGGAACUGUAAAAUCCUUUUUUGAUGCCAACUUGGCCCUCACAGAACAGCCUCCAAAGUUUGAAUUCAAUGAUCCAAAGACACCUUUCUACACGUCUCCAAGAUUCUUACCUCCUACUAAAGUUGAAAAAUGCAGGAUUAUGGAUGCGAUAAUAUCGCAUGGUUGCUUCUUACGAGAAUGUAGUGUUCAACACUCCAUAGUUGGUGUGCGCUCACGAUUGGAGUACGGUGCAGAACUAAAGGAUACUAUGAUGAUGGGUGCAGACUACUACCAAACUGAAGAUGAAAUUGCCUCUCUACUAGCUAAUGGAAAGGUUCCAAUUGGUGUGGGAGAAAAUACCAAAAUCUGGAAUUGCAUAAUCGAUAAGAAUGCCAAAAUAGGAAGAAAUGUCGUCAUAACAAAUACUGAUGGAGUUGAAGAAGCAGAGAGGCCAGAGGACGGGUUUUACAUAAGGUCAGGAAUCACAGUCGUACUGAAGAAUGCUACCAUUAAAGAUGGAACUAUAAUAUAAACUACAAACUCUUGUACUGGAUGCUUCUUCACACUGAGCCACAUUUACAGUACUUGGUUUGUGGCUUUAUCAUGCAGCUGGAAUACUAAAUUUAUGUAAAUUACUAAUUCCUUUCAUGUAUGUAAAACUGAUAGUUACUUGGUAAAAAUAAAAGUGCUAUCUUUCAUAUAUAAUAAAGUUCAUGGGCUGUUACUUAUAA
This is a messenger RNA of Argentina anserina (silverweed cinquefoil), 2175 nucleotides long. Its product is annotated as glucose-1-phosphate adenylyltransferase large subunit, chloroplastic/amyloplastic-like. Gene Ontology annotation, molecular function: glucose-1-phosphate adenylyltransferase activity. Gene Ontology annotation, biological process: glycogen biosynthetic process. The transcript has 14 exons. Bases 396 to 1976 code for a protein of 526 amino acids. Lineage: Eukaryota; Viridiplantae; Streptophyta; Magnoliopsida; Rosales; Rosaceae. The record is from RefSeq and is a predicted model, not a curated record.